AUGGACAAGCCUCCACCUCCUGCAAAGUCUGACUCGUUGGAUUCGACGUGGUCCAAGUUACUGCAAGGUGAUCCCGAACACUUCACUGGAGUGGGCCAGACAUCAUUUUGGCCAAUGCUUCACGCUGCAUCCAAGUUUGAGGACGAUGAUGAUGAAUCCGACGAGAGCGACAGUACUGAAUCAAAGCCAAUGACGAGCGAUGGACCGGAUCAGGAAGACGGAUCCGAACCCGAACCCCCAAGCAGGGAACCGAACCCGAUCGACGAUGGCAGUGUGUUUGGCCGUUUAGGACAACUCGCUGUCAACUCGUACAAUUUACCCCCUGUGGCGUAUAUGAAUGAAGAACCACAUUUGUCGCCAGCCCCUCGUCCCACCAGUACUGACCCAAGCUUGGCGUUGAAAGUGAUCCAAACAGAGUUUGGCAAAUUCACGAGAGAAGGUGAAGAGGAGGUCCUCAUCAAAGAAUCAGACGCGGCCUUGCUAUCAGAUACUACAAUCCUAGGCAUGGUCCAUGUUACUUCACAUCGAGUAACAUUUCAUGCGUCUCUUCUAUCCACUCGCCCCGACUUGGCGCCCAAACCAGACGUCAUAAAGUCUGGAACCAUCAUCUUCCGGAAAUCCUUCCAUCGAAAACAACGACGAUGGUUAGAACUCUCUCACGAUAUGCUCUCUUUGUAUAAAGAUUCUUCGGAGGGAUCACGGAUCCGUCCAUUGAGGUCGAUUUUGCUUUCGGGCGUCUUGAAGGUUCUUGAUUAUGACAGUUCGGAGCCGACUUCGAUGUCACUGCUCUUCGACAAAGAGAAAGGGCCAAUGACUGCGCGUUUCGAGUUUGACACUAGUGAAGCCGCAAUCGAUUGGCAUCGCGAAAUCAAAGAUGCUGUCUUCAUGUACAGACAGCGUCGGGACGACCACCUCUAUGGAGACCAACUUUGUUCUGAGGCCAAACGCGAGGCCGGUAUCAGGACUUGUAUCCCCCUCCAUCGCAUCGAAUCAACUUCGUGCCAACCAUUUCUGGAUAUUGGGAUCCUGAUCAGCUUCACUAUCUCACAGGAGCAAACAAACGAUAUGCUGGGGGAUACCCGUCCCACCGCUUCAUGGAUGCGUGAUUUCAAAGUUCUUGUUGUUCAGAAACCGGGUGCGGGAUAUGUUCUUGCGGACAUUGUCAAGAAGCGGAAGGAGGAGCUUUCCCUCAGGCCCGAUCUCCCACUACCGGCCCAAGCGAAUAUUGUUACUCUUGAUUUUGGCCCGUACGUUUCCAUCUCGUAUGACGAUCGUUGGCUUAUCUUGUACCACUCCAGUCUGUCAUUCGCUGAUGAUUCAGAGAGAGGAUUAGCCGAUGCGUCCUCCAAGGGAAGCAUUUCUUUGAAGAGCACCCCCGAAACCCGUGAAGCCGCACUCGAGCGUAAAAUGAGAACGACUUUUGCGCUAAAACCUGAUGCCGAGUUGUUUAUUCACCGGGCUUGGCUGCAAGGGCGAAUAUGCUGUGCAGGAUAUUUAGUUGUCAGCCAAGACUACAUUUGCUUCUGGAGUAAAUCAUACACCAGUUCCAAUAUACGUUUGCGAUAUCCUACGAAGGAUGUGAACGAAGCAAAAGCACAUCCUUCAACCCUAUUUGGUCAUCACUCCCUCAGCAUUGAAAUAAAGGGUCAUCAAGUGAUCCACUUCGCUCUCAGCGGACAGCACGUUCGGGAUAACUACAUUAGGAGAAUCAAUUCAGUCAGAGACAGAGCCCUGAGCCGCGCCCCUACUCUACCUUCCCUCCCUCGAGCGGAUACUUCGCUUUCCAGUGACUUGGAUGCUAGCUCCUCCGCGUCCGAAACACUCCAUAGGUCGGCUAGUUCAUCUUCGAGCGAAUUGACCAGCAUUGCAUCCGAUCCCAAGACGCCGGAAUCGGCUGAACCAACUCACGAUGCCUUCAGAGCUACUCAAACAUUUGCAUCAUUAUCCAGCGUCCUGACUCUGCAGGAUAUGACUAAGGACGCGCUUGCCAUUAUACCUAAACCUAUCAAUGUGCCAAGGGAUAUGCUGCCUCCCAUGAGAAGCCGUCAUUUUGUGUGUCUAACCAUUGGGAGUCGGGGCGAUGUUCAACCCUAUAUUUCACUUUGCCGAGGACUUAUUGCUGAAGGACAUACAGCCACUAUCGUCACACAUGAAGAAUACAAGGAUUGGGUAACUGGAUUUGGCGUUAACCACCGCACUGCUGGCGGCGAUCCGACUGCUCUCAUGAAACUCAGCGUCGAGCAUUCUUUAUUUUCUCCGCACUUUUUCAGAGAAAGCAUUGGCCAGUUCCGAGGGUGGCUUAACGAUUUGUUGAAUGAUUCCUGGAAUAAUUGCCAGGAUGCGGACGUCUUGAUCGAGAGUCCAUCCGCAAUGGCGGGUGUCCACAUUGCUGAGGCUUUAAGUAAGCAUGGUCCCCGCCACUUUCUCUCGAAACUUGACCCUUUCGCAGAUAUACCGUACAUCCGAGCAUUCACUAUGCCAUGGACAAGAACAUCCGCGUAUCCCCAUGCAUUUCUCACCCCACCUGUGGAGAUAUCUGGAUCCUUUAAUUAUUCUACCGGUCUGGACCUUAAACAUCGUAGAUAUGUGAUUUUUGAUAACAUAUUUUGGACGGCAAUGUCAGGUCAAGUCAACCGUUGGCGGAAGAAGGUAUUGCAGAUACCGAAAACUGACCUCGAAACGCUUGCGCAGACAAAGAUUCCCUUCAUCUACAACUUCUCUCCAUCUGUCGUUCCGAAACCCCUCGAUUGGUCCGACCUCAUUACGGUAUCAGGGUACUGGUUUCUCGAUAAUCCGGAUUUGAAGUGGACGCCAUCACCUGAACUGCUGGAGUUCAUAGCGAAGGCCAAGCAUGAUGGUGUUCCACUUGUCUACAUUGGCUUUGGAUCCAUUGUUGUUCCAAAUCCUCACGCAAUGACGCGCUCCAUUUAUAAAGGAGUCAUCAAAGCUGGGGUUCGUGCUAUCAUCAGCAAAGGAUGGUCGGAUCGUUUAUCCAAGGAUAAGAACGCGGAACCAUUACCAGUCCCUCCUGAAUGUUUCUCCCUGGACAAGGUGCCGCAUGAUUGGCUCUUUCCUCAAUUGGAUGCGGCUUUACAUCACGGUGGUGCUGGAACAACUGGCGCCAGUCUGCGAGCGGGGAUACCCACCCUCAUCAAGCCCUGGUUCGGGGACCAAUUCUUUUGGGCAACCCGUGUUCACAAGCUUGGCGCUGGACUGCGCAUAGAUAACCUUGGCAGCUCGGAUAUUUCUGCUGCAUUGAUUAAGGCCACGUCUGAUCGUGUGAUGAAGGAGAAGGCGGCCGCAGUGGGCGAGAAAGUCCGAAUGGAGGACGGUGUCCAUCACGCCAUCCGAGCUAUAUAUACAUACAUGGAUCGUGCCGCUCACAGACGCACCUCAUUGUGA
Molecule: messenger RNA, 3402 nt
Organism: Cantharellus anzutake
Lineage: Eukaryota; Fungi; Basidiomycota; Agaricomycetes; Cantharellales; Hydnaceae
Exons: 22
Coding region: 1-3402 (1133 amino acids)
Biological process (GO): carbohydrate metabolic process
Molecular function (GO): UDP-glycosyltransferase activity; hexosyltransferase activity
Source: RefSeq, a predicted model, not a curated record